AUGCGUCUCCUCUCCCGCUUCCGCUUUCUCCUGCGCUUUCUCUCCGCUCUCCGCUACUUCUUCUCGAUGGCACCAGCCAUCAAGGAACGGGAGAAGAAGGAAAAGGCGGAGAAGCUCGCUGCUCAGAAGCGCGCCGCCGAGGCCGCGUCUUCGACCUCGACACCAAAACGGAGGGUCGGCAAGCUACCCGCAUCAGGCGCAGCUACACCGGUCCGGCGUAUGGGCGCAAGUAUCGACCAAGGCGCGCUCGACAUGGCCGGGCUCAAUCUGCAGGAGACGGAUGAGCCUGUCAAGGACGAGCCGCCGCCGAAGAUGACGCUCGCAAAGGAGAAGGUGCUCGAGGAGGCCCGCCAGGCCUUGAACGGCGAACGCGCGGCACUGUCGCUCGUGGUCAUCGGCCACGUCGACGCGGGCAAGUCGACGCUCAUGGGCCGCCUGCUCUACGAGACGGGCCGGAUCGUCGAGAAGGAGCGCCAGGCGAACGCGCGCGAGAGCGACCGGCAGGGCAAGGGCAGCUUCGCGUGGGCGUGGUCGAUGGACGCCACGUCCGAGGAACGCGCGCGCGGGAUCACGAUGGACGUCGCGCAGAACAGCUUGGCGACGCCGCAUCGCGCUAUUACUAUCCUCGACGCGCCGGGGCAUCGCGAUUUCGUGCCGAAUAUGAUCAGCGGCGCGGCGCAGGCGGAUUGUGCGUUGCUUGUCGUGGACGCUGGGCCGGGCGAGUUCGAGGCGGGCUUUGCGAAGGGCGGGCAGACGCGCGAGCAUGUGUUGCUCGUGCGGUCGUUGGGCGUUGCGCAGGCUGUUGUUGCGGUCAACAAGCUCGAUGCGGCGAGCUGGGAUCAGGACCGGUACAACGAGAUCGUCGAGACGCUCAAGCCGUUCAUGCAGCAGAGCGGCUUCGCACCGCAGCGCACACAUUUCGUGCCCGUCGCCGCCCCGACUGGCGUCAAUCUCGUCACGCGUGACAUCAAAGAGGCCGAGCCGUUGAAGAAGUGGUACGAUGGGCCGACGCUCGUCGAUCUACUCGACAAGCUGCAGCCACCAGCGCGCGAUCUCAGCGCGCCACUGCGGUUCCCUGUGUCGAACGUGUUCAAGGCCACUGGGAGCUCUUCUGGUGUUACGGGACGCGUGCUCAGCGGAGUCGUGCAAGUCGGCGAGAGGCUGCGUGUGCUUCCUGGUGACGAGACUGCUGUCGUGAGAGCAAUCGAAGGCGACGAUGAUAACUUGCCUUGGGCAGCAGCCGGCGCCAACGUCACCCUCUACCUCACCGCGAUCGACCCCAUCCAUCUCAACAUCGGCAGCGUACUAUGCCCGCCGACCGCGCCGGUCCCGCUGGCGAGCACUUUCACCGCGCGCAUCAUCGUGUUCGACAUCGUGGUGCCGAUCUUGGCAGGCUCGGCCGUCGAGAUCUUCUUUGGCGCGCACGAUCUACCGGCGAGCAUCUCGAAGCUCACCGCGACGCUCGAUCGGACAUCGGGCAAAACGAUCAAGGCUAAUCCGCGUGUUCUCACGAAGGGCGCGAACGCUGAGGUGCAGAUCACGCUCCGGGGGACUGGGACGGGUACUGCGGCCAGGCCGACGCUCGUGCCGUUGGAGCCGUUCUCCGUGAACAAGGAGAUGGGGCGCGUGCUUGUACGCAGGGGUGGAGAGACGAUCGCCGCAGGUAUCGUUCUGGACAUCCUGAGCUGA
This is a messenger RNA of Peniophora sp. CBMAI 1063, 1689 nucleotides long. NCBI's taxonomy places the organism in Eukaryota, Fungi, Basidiomycota, Agaricomycetes, Russulales, Peniophoraceae. The record is from the annotation of a GenBank genome assembly.